This is a messenger RNA of Pelobates cultripes (western spadefoot toad), 35171 nucleotides long. Lineage: Eukaryota; Metazoa; Chordata; Amphibia; Anura; Pelobatidae. The record is from the annotation of a GenBank genome assembly.
CCUAAUCCACCGCUCACAGCUGGUGGUGGAAAUACAAAGAGGAAAAAACAUCUGAGCAUUCCAAGUAACAGCCCCUCCUUCUAGCUCUACUGAAGACCUAUAUUCUGACUGCUGCAUGCCAUAUACCCCACAAAGCAUCUUGGAUUCUAAAGAUCCCACUAUCUGCUGCGAGAAAGUAAACCAAGGCUAUAUAGAGGUAUGUGAUGUAUCACUAACUGUGUGAUCUAUUGGGGGUUUAAACUGAAUUGUAUACUUUUAGGCCAAAAGCCAAACUGCAAAGCUGAGUUUCAUUUUUAUUUCUAAUAAUUUGUUUACUAAAAUUUGACACUCACACUCUAGUGAAUAACCUUUGUUUAUAGGAAUCAAGGAGUCAUAGUUAAUUAUCAUUUAUAUCUAUGUUUGGGGGUAUCUUAAUUUACAAUUUAAAACUCUCUGCAGUCAUAGAUGUGUUCUCUCUGUUUGCCAUGUCUGGUGUCGAUGUAUUCACUAGUGAUAGCUACAGCCCAAAGGAUUUGGUCCAGCAUCUGAUUAAUAGAAAUAAAGUACUGACCAAUCUGCAUGUGAUAACUUGGUGUGUUUGUCAUGCAUUUCACUUAUUAAUGGCCAGCACAUGCAGAGGCCCUCUCUGCAGUAUGUAUUAUUCAUAUGCUACAGGAGGGAAAAUCCAUUGUCUAACCCAGUAUUUCCUUGUUACUUUCUGGGUUAUUCACGAAUUUAAGAUUUUAAGCUAAAAUAGCCAUAAUUUACUAUGUCACUAGUGUAGCAUUUUUUUUUAUUUUAUUUUUUGCGGCAGCGGCGGCAGCAGCAGCAUAAAAUGGUUUUUGCUUUGAUUUCUCAUGACUAACCCUGUCUGAGUAAAGGAUUACUCUAACCAUAAAUCAAACAAAGAUACAUUUAAUUGUACCAUUCUCAUCCCUGAGAGCGCAUGUGCACACGCUAAACCGGCAAGGGGCUGGACUGCAGAUACAUUUAUUUAUUUUUAUUUUGUGGGUAUAGGUGAGACUUAAAUGAAGUGAAGGAGAGUAUAUACCAACUUUCACUUGCAUGUCCUUCAUGUAAAGGAAAAUCUCUAUUUCUGUUGACAGAUGUAAUUUAUGCACAUAAUUGAUAUUCGGCAAGCCCAGCCUGCAACAAGUUACCAGCACAAGAGUUAAUAUAUCUCUGUAUGUGCAACAUUCAGAGCAGAAACACUGCACAUACAGAUUGCUACCACCAUGAUCAAUUCUGCUUUUAGAAUUAAGUAAUUUCCCUCUUGCAGCAUAGAAAGGCUACAUACUCUAUUGUAGCAGUUUUCACUUACUGCUGACCACCUCAAAGAAGUGAUAAGUGUCUAGAAAAAUAUUGUGGAUUGGGCAGCACGAUAAAUGCAGCUUUCACCCUUAUGGGCAAUGGUUAAAAAAAAAAUAUAUAUAUAUAUAUAUAUAUAUAUAUAUAUAUAUAUAUAUAUAUAUAUAUAUAUUAUUUAUAGCAUGUUUAGCAAUUUCCUCCAGAAUAUCACCUGUUUUGCCUUGACAACUGCAGUGAUUUGGCAAAAAAUAAAACUCCCUCACCCUUCUCAAAUACCUCUCAGCUUUCUUUCUAGCCAUACCGGUAAUCUCAUGCAUUACUAUUUCUGAUAAAUUCCCUGAUGUAUUUUACCCAAUCCAUGGCCACAGACCAUAGAGCUGUACUUUCUGCUAUUAGCUUGUGCAGCAGUUAUAUCAAACUCUUGGUCUGUUCAUGGAAUAUGCACUGUACUCCACGACAGCUGACCCUCUCAACCAGGAUUAGACUGAAACAAAAAGCCAUUCUACAGAAUUUUGCUGCCGCUAUAUAAAUAAAAUAAUAUAUCAAGGCAGAGAAGCCCAAUCGGAAGAGGUGGGUCCAGAGAAUAAGCAUGUCGUGUCUUCACUAAUCACAAGCAUGCCUAUUUGUUUCAUGUCGAUUUCAGGGCAGCCCAUGCGCUACCCGUUACGGCUCUGUUCACCCGUACUCAAACGUUCGGCGAGUCAUACAGAGCUCCUAUCCAGUUCAUCCACUUGGCGCCGUAGCUGCUGAGCGCAGUCAGCAGGAAGGACCAGUCCACCCGCUCAAUAGCCUUGCCCGCGUCGGAGAUGAGGCACAAGGGUAUUCCAUCCCUGCAUGCUAGAUGUUGGAUAGAGCGUACCCGUAACGUGCUAUCCCGUGCCUCUCUACCCGAGAUGAACCCAGUCUGAUCCGGGUGGACCAGGCCCGGGAGCUUUGCUCCAAGUCGGACCGCUAGGACCUUUGCGAGAAGUUUUACAUUGAGCAACAAGCUCAGUCUAUAGCCUCCAGGUCCUUCCCUGGUUUGGGUAAGAUGGUGAUAGUAGCGAUUCUUGAUGGAAAAACAACCGCAAGGUCAAAGUGUUGAGGGCUUUGCUAAGUUUUGGAAUCAAGGUUGCACUAAAUUUCUUGUAAUAGUCCAGAAUUAGUCUAUCCAGACCCGGGGCUCUGCCCACCUUUGAGAUUUUGAUGGCCCUCAGGAGUUCAUCUUCCGUGCUUCGCAUCAUCCGCCUGGAGGGUGGAGGCAACAUAAGUCGCCAGGAAGUUGCUCCGCUCCAGCUCCCGAUUACCCUCAGCGCCGUGCCCCUUCGCUCAAGUAAUAUUGUAGAAUGUCCGAAACUUAGACUUCUUUCUUCUGGCACGAGUUGUUCUUUCACUUCAGUCAUAACAAUCCAGUGCACCCCUAGAUCUGACACCUGGCAUGACUGUCCUACACUUUACACUCCUGACCCAAAAAAAUGCAUAGAUGAGUCCCUUUUGAAAUUCACCAAGCAGUAGAUUCCAUCAAAUUGGGCUCCCUAAGGAAUAAAAUUCUUAGUUAUGCUAAUGCAACACUGGGUAUAACUGGUCAUUUCGAAUUUAUGCAGGAAAAGACUGUCCGCUAGAUCCACCAGGCUGCCCUGAUACUGUUGGGACAAAACGUGAAAUUGUAUGGGAUCUCCUCCAAUUCAUGAAUAAAGGAUGUCAUCUAUGGUGGGUUGUUUUUUUUUUUUUUCUAGAAAGUCAUUACAGUGCUGGUGUUGGUCUUGCCCUGUGUUAGCAGGACUCACGUUAUCUGAAUGGCACCCAAUGCCACAGGUGAGUCACAGCAGGGAGUUCAGCCACAGUGAGUCCCAAGAUUUUCCGGUCUAUGAACCAGGGUUCCUCUUGGCUGUGCUCUGUCUUGAAUCCUUGGGUGGUCAGUGCUGUCAGGGCAGGUUCUGCUUCAUGUCUUGUGGUAUGUGCUACUGCAGGCACUUCCAUUAGAGUGCGGUGAGUUCUUAUUUGCAGUGUCCAUAAACUUUGCUUUUUUUUUUUUUUUUCUUUGUAAGGACCCGGCAGGGUAGCAGUGUGUGCUCAUUCAUUUGCUCCGUUGGCUUCCUCACUUUUAGGUAAGCAUCCACUCGAUCUCACAGGCAACUCACGCACAUGGUCGGCGCGCGGCAGCCAUCUUGUGGGCCUUCGCCCAGCGGCUAAUCCUCACCAGCGGCUGUUUAGGUCAGGGUUGAUGUGCUGGCUAGUGCCUUUGCAGACCGGGAUGACCCCCCCCCGGUCCAGAGGGGGGGGGGGAGCGUGACGCCGGCCGGAGACCCGGGAGAGCGGCCGUCUCAUCCCGGCUCAAGCCCCAAUGGGCUCCGUGCCCCAGUCGGGUCACUGUCGGCGCCAGAGAGUCUCAUGCGGUAUACUAGUUUGCCCCAGUGACUGGGGGUCGGUGUGGUCGCCUGUGUGGUUUUCCCAGUCUUGUAAAGCCUCCAAUUUACACAGACUUCGGGCACUGGAGCGGGAGCUCAGACAGAGCACGUCUGAUCCCGCUGGCGGUCAGGCCCCGCCCCCCUUUUUUUUUUUUUUUUUAAAUCACACUAUAGAAUUGUAAAUUAUAACACAGAUCCCAUAGGGACCUUCUCUGUGACCCCUGGCAGUUGUUCUUUCCCUCCAGGGAUCAUUUGCUCUAUAGUUUAUCACACAUGUGUGUGUGUGUUCCCUACACACAACCACUGGUUCCCUUAGGGGCACCAGUAUACCCUCCCUUUGAGAGGGGGUUGGUUUGUCAUUAUUUUUAUUUAUUUUUUUUUUAUUUUUUUUUCAGUCCAGCCCUGAUCACCACUAAAUGCGCCCUGCAUUUGUGAUAAAGUGGCUAGACCAAACUACUCAAAAUACAUAAUUUGGAAUAAUCUGGGUUACCUACGUUUGAGAAUGGUAUGCUGUAAUAAUGAAAAUACUAUGUCACCUUUUAAAGAAUAUGACAGGAUGGAUAAUAAGCCCAGAUAUUUCUUGAUUACUCCAGACAUAAUCCGAGGUGGGGAUUAUACCACUUACGCCUAAAUCAUUGAGCAGGCCGUCUGCUCUCAAUUCUAUGUGAGUACAUUUUAUUAUUUAUACUCCUUAUAUAAGAUUUUAUACAGCGAGCACUAUUAGUUGUCUCUCUUCUUCCUUAUGAUCUACACAUCGGCGAAAGACUUAACCCUCUACACGUAUCCUACAAGCGGGGAUUAUACCGCUGUAAGCUAUUCACACUAGAGCUGGCUUAAGCUCUACUAAACAUGAGUAAGACUGUAUUAGACUCUGUUGUUAUAUACACCAUCUUUACCAGACGUACUGCCCUAUCAUCUGUCUUUCUCUUCCACAUACGGAGUAAAAGACCAAUACUUCUCUACGUAUCCUAUAAGCGGGGAUUGUACCGCUGUAUGCCAUCCACACUAGAGCUAGUUCAGCUCUACUACACGUGAGUAGAAUUACCAUAGAUCUCUUCUUCCUGCAUAUCAACCCUCUCAUCAGACGUAUUUGCACCAUUAUUUGUUUGUUUCUUUACAUACGGAUCCUGAAAAGCCAUCUUCAUGUGACCCUUAGAGAGAAUACCCCUCCACAUAGGCCGUCGGUGCCCUACUAAAGACUGUUUUGGCACCACCUACAUUUUGGACUUUGUUCAUUUUCUAGCUGCACUUUAGUCAGCUUUGGUGCAACCUUCCUCUGUUUUGUCUUGUAUAUUAUCUUUGUUCAUAGGGCUUAGAGGGAACUCUAUUUUAGGUUGCUGCCUCCUACUUUACCUAUUUAUAGGAUUGGUUUAAUUUAGCGCUGUUUCCUUCUUUUGUAUAUUUUUAUUUGGCAUGGUAUAAAGAAGCCCAUGGGAAUAGAAAUGGCGCUGGGGAGUGCCAAAAUUCUUUUGGGGACUGGGAAAUACCCCAGAAGCCAGGGGGGGGGGUACCUGAGGGGAGGUUGAACAGACCCCAGAGGAGAGGGGUAGCCCCCACCACAGUAGAGGUUAUCAAUAGAAAACAUUCACUAUGUAUAUCAGUUAGGUAAACAAUGAUAGUAUGAAUAUGUAUAAAUCACAGUUCAGCAAAUAUGACAGAGAAAAAAAAUGUGUACUUAGCUCUUGUGAUGGAGCAGCAAAGAAAGAGGAAAUGUCAUAUGUCACGCCUCUUAGAACCAAUCACAAUGUAGUAUAGGGUAUAAGUUUUGUCACUCUUUUCUUUGCUGCUAUGGAGUUAGUAAAGAAAGAUUAUGCAAAAUACAAAGCCUCCGGUCAUGUGAUAAAAUUCUAGGUUUUUUUUUUUUGGUAGGAACUUGUACAACAGCCCCAGUCCUUAAGGCGAUCAAGAGAAACCCACAACUUUGUGGAUAUAGACACACUGUGUAUAUAUGUGUGUUAUGGCAUGUCAAAGUGUAUAUGUACAGUGGGACCUUGGUUUACGAAUUUAAUCCGUUCUCCGGGACCUUUCUUAUUGCGAAAAAUUUGUAAACCGAAACGCGGUUUCCCAUAGGAAUGCAUUGAAAACCAAUUAAUCCGUUCUGGAGGUCAGAAAAAAAAAAGUAAAAAUGAGCUGGCAUGGAAACCAACCCACAAUGCAGAACACACAAUAAAAAGGCAUGCAAACGAUAAAGCUGCCUACCUUUCCACUGCUUGAGGAAUGCACCCAAAAUGUCCAAAAACAACUGAAAACAAUUUCCAGAAUGGCUCCAAAACUCGAUGCAAAAGCUGCUCCAACACCUCCACACUCGAAGCCAGGUGCUACCCACAGGCUCCUUCAUGCAGGGGGCGGUGCUAUAAACCUCCCAUGUGCAAUGCAUCCUGGGGAAACUUGCUUUGUAUUGGGAGGAAAAUUUGUAAACCGAGGCAUUAUUUUCAAUGGAUUUUCAUUUGUAAACUGAAAAUUAUGUUAACCGAGGCGUUUGUAAACCGAGGUCCCAUUGUAUUUCUGUUUGUGUAGAAUGUUUGUUUAUAAUAGUGUUUGUGUAUGGGGACACAGUUUGGGCAGUAGCAUUAUUAAUUAACAAAACUUUAACAAUAUAAAAAAAUUUGAGGCGAUAUCCACCACACUUCAUAUUAGGCAUACUCCACAAGACCCUUAAUUAUCAACCAAAAAUGAAAAAUGUGGAUAAUCUACCUAUGUCUUUUUAUAUUGAGUGCUUAGUUUAUUCAUAGUUUCAUUAUGGCAAUUUAGUUAUUCUAUGCCUCUCUUUAUAAAAUGUCUGAAUAUAUCUGUAUAAGAUAAUGACGGAGAUAACUUUUUAGGGAUUAAUCCUUAUGACAGUCUAUUUCAGUACAUUGUAAGAGUUGGCACACUAAAUAGGCUAAGAACUCUUUGUAUAGGGAAUAGGUGUACAUUAUCUAAGUGGUGAUUCCAUUCCCAUCCUUCUCAUUUCUGGUUUUCUGUUUUUGUCUGAUUAGUAGCAGUGUGUACCUGUCAUUUCUGAAUUGUCCAUUCUGGCUCCAGUUCUGUCCUUUCUCCCUCCCAGGAGAUCACUGUGUUCAGACUGAAGGGGUGGUGCUUUGCACUGAUCAGGCUUCCUCAGACUGAAUAUAGCGAUCCCAGAGUUCUGGAGCCUGUGUUCCAAGUAUGCCCACCCUCAGGUGCUUAAUGUGAAAUUUUACUUAAAAUUCCUGCUGGUGAGAGGGAGGUGGGGCAAGCCAGACCGGGCCACCCACUUGUAAAAUCACACAUUAUACAGUGAUGCGACAGAUAUUGCUUCUCCUAGCAAAGCCUGUGCAAAUGGACACUGCCGGAAGAGAUGUACCAAAGUCUACUCCUCCACAAUACAUUUGGAAAUGGCUAUAUCUGCACAGCCCCCUUGCAUGCAUAAAUGUCCUUAAAGGGAGGCCUCUCUGAAUGGCCAUGCAUGCCAAGUUCUAAUGUCUGUUGGUCAGCCUUCCGGAUGGCAGUCUCUACUGUGGCAGUGGGCAACCCUGGAAUAGAUUCUGGAACUUCCUAAGCUCUGAGUUUGUGGAUCGCCUUAGGGGUUCCGGUUUCACUUUUUUUAGAUGGUGAAAGUUUCUCACAUCUUGGUCCCUGGCACGAUGCAGCCCAGCCUCUAAUGGUUAAAUGAUCGUGGUGGAUCUAUGCUUUGCUUAACACCAUGCUGGGGUAGCAGCCAACCAAUCACUACCCCAGUCCUGGUGUGUGAGACAGAAGCAUAGCUUUGCCAUCUUGUCAUUAGAGGCCGGGCUGCUGGUGACAGCAUAUUUCUACUAAGCUUUAAGAACAACAUUUAGUAGUGAUUCAGGUCAGCAUUCCCAUGAACUCAAGACACCAUAGCCAAUUUAAUCAGACGAAGUAAUUAUAGUGCCUACAGUGUUCCUUUUAAAGGACCACUAUAGUGCCAGGAAAACAUACUCGUUUUCCUGGCACUAUAGUGCCCUGAGGGUGCCCCCAUCUUUAGGGGGUGCAAGGGGUUAAAUUUACCUCUUUUUCCAGCACCAGGUGGGGGACUCUCCUCCUCCAUCUCCUUCUCCUCGUCAGCGGCUGCAUGCGCGGCAUGAGCCGCGCGCACAUUCAGCCAGUCCAUAGUAAAGCAUUCUCAAUGCUUUCCUAUGGAUGCUGGCUUCUUCUUACUGUGAAAAUCACAGUGAGAAACACGGAGCGCCUCUUGCGGCUGUCAAUGAGACAGCCACUAGAGGCUAGAUGAACCCUAUUAUAAACAUAGCAGUUUCUCUGAAACUGCUAUGUUUAUAAAAGAAAGGGUUAAUCCUAGAUGGACCUUUUAAGGACCAUACUUCUGGAAUAAAAUGGAAUCAUGACAUGUCACACGUGUGUGUGUGUGUGUGUGUGUAAAUGAAAAUUAAAAAAUUACCACCAUUUUCUCCAAUUUUUUUUUUUAAUUUUUUUUUUUUUUUUUGAUAAAAGGUUACAUAAAAACACUCCAUAUACGAUACCUUGGGGUGUCAACUUUAUAAAUAUAUGCACGUUCAUGGAAAGAAAAUAAAUUGGGAUAUGUAAAAAGGCCCCCAAAAAGAAGAUGGGCAAAGAUAUGUCAAACUUAAAAAACACAUGUAAGCCCCCCAAACAACCCAACAAUGCUAUGUGGUGGUAUCACUGUAGUCAGGAGAUGUUGCUGAAAACCUAUUGGGAUGUUCUUUGUCAGUAACCCAUAACAGGAACUGAGAAUCCAUGCCUAAAGUACAAUGUGAGAAAAAUGACUACCCAAACGUUUGACAAAGACUGGUGGUAGAAUUAGUACAUGGAACGUGGUAAAAUACCACCAUUUGAAAUACCCUAGGGUGUCUAAUUUUCAAAAAUAUAUGGUUUGAUGGGGAUAAAUUACAUUGGCCGGCUUCAGAAAUGUCCCAAAUAGGACAUGGGUGCAUGAUAACAGCUGAGAAAAUUCCAAGUUAGAAAACUAGAAUGGGCACCCUCCACCCCCCAGAGAACACAACACUCCUGUACUCUGGAGAUGUUGCUGAUCACAUAUUGGGGUGUUCCUUAAAGUUCUCUGUACAUGUAUUCUUAAAUUGAUAUGUGUGCUACUUGCACUUAUAGCCCUAUAACUUUCAAAAAAAAAGCUAAAAACAUGUUAACAUUGGGUAUUUAACUCAGGACAAAAUUUUGAAACUUUUUAUCAUGGGUGGUUUUUGGCGGUUGUAGAUGCAUAACAGAUUUUGGGGGUCUAAGUUAGAAAAAGUGUUUGUUUAUAUUUUUUUUUAUAGUGAAUUAUAAUAAAUAAUGCUAUCUUUAGAAAGACCAUUUUAAUGGCGAAAACAGUAUAUAAUAUGUGUGGGUACAGUAAAUGAGUAAGAGGAAAAUUACAACUAAACACAAACACAGCAGAAAUGUAAAAAAAGACCCUGGUCCUUAACGGUAAGGAAAUUGAAAAACGGUCUGGUCACUAGGGGGUUAAGAGUUUACUCACUAAACAAGGAAUGGGUAAAAACUUGAGACUUCAAGCCAAAUUAGUCAGAUUGGCAUAAAGUCUUAAAAUUAGAUUUUCUUCCAAACUAAAUGUUUUGGCCAUAUAAAAAAAAAAUACAGUUUCCUUGUCCCUUAUCCUCAAUUCCUGGUUUGGGGAGAGAGGGAGGGGCUAUGUGUCUUUUAACCCAUCUGUACUAUUGCUGUAAUUGACACUUGGUUUUAUGCCACAUGUGGUUGUGCUAUUUAUAAUCUGAUAACUGGACAUGAGGUAGUGUGAGGUUUUGGCAGCUUUGCUGUCCCUGACUGGAAUUUUCAGUUUCAGGAAGUCUAAGAUAGGCUGUGAACUCUGUCAGUAUUGUAAUCACAAAAUGUGCAUUGCUGGUGAUAUGUGAAAUUGUGCUAAUUUUCUGAGUAAUGCAGUGUAUCAGUGUUAAUUUUGUCGACUAAUUUUAGUGGACUAUAAUUUUUUUUUAGAUUUAGUCGACUUAAACUAAAAUGGAAUUAAUUUUUUUUUUUUUUUUUUUUUCAAAAGACUAUGACUAAAACUAAAUUUGAAAUUUGCCACCAAAAUUAAUUCUGCACAAAGGGGCUGUGGAAGGAGCAAAAGACACAGACCAGGGCUUGAAAGAGACACCUAGAGGGGCUGGGAGGACACAAUGAGACACUGUGUGUGUGUGUGUCUUUAACUAAACCCAUUAGCUUUUAGUUGUGCCAACUAAAAUUUCCAGUACAUUUAGUCCACUAAAACUUUUUUUUUUUUUCAAAAGACUGACUAAAACUAAAUUGAAAUUUGCCACCAAAAUUAACACUGCAGUGUAUAGUACUGAAUUAAUGACUAAUGUCCAUUGACCACCUGACUAUGGCUGCCAGAUCCACUAAGUUUCCUGGAAACCGUGCACAAACAUAAACUUGCAUAAAUGCACAAUAACCCUUCAUACAAAUGCACUCCUGUGUUUUAAAGUGUCCCUUCAGUAAUCUUCCCAUUACUUGCUCUCCCAGCCUGUCCCUAAAUCCCCUGCUCACCUCCUACAACCUGAACACUCACCCUGUCGCCUCCAACAAACUUGCACACCUCCCUACCAGCCAUUUGCAACCAUUCAUUUUGUAAAAUACCUCCCCUCUCCGUUCACUUGCACCCAACCUCCCUUUCACCUAUCCAUCCCCUAUAUCCACAAACUUACACAUUCACAAACAACCUACCUGAUUCCACCCAGUCAUUGUGUCCGAGCACUUACGCAGAUUACCACUGCGAUGCUCCAGUAGGGAUGGUGACCUAGCUUACAGUAGGUAUAAUCAAGAUCUGUACCCAGCGAGGGUGCAAACUAGAAGGUCUCUGGACCCCUGUACAGUGGGUGCACUGAGCCCGUGAGGAAGAUCUUUGAUUUCCAUCACUGUCCUAUGAAGGGACACCUCGCCCUCUGCACGAGCACUGUGGAGGUCACCUCUGCUGCCUUACUAGGCUGCCGGCCCUGUCGGUCACCUGGUGCCAUCCGCACUCCCUAAUGACGCCAGGGCUGACCUCUCGUACAAGAGUCUUUUAACAGCAUUUAGUGUAUGGGCAAUCGGACUCACUUGAUGAUGAAUGGACAUAUCAUCCAUGAAUCUAAUUUAUAUUAUGGACACAUUCCAGUCUCAAACUUGUGAACCUUAGCAAGUCCACUUUAUUGGUUUACUGAGAUAAUUACUGCCUCUAUGAUGCCUUUAACCCCUUAAGGACACAUGACGACGUGUGACAUGUCAUGAUUCCCUUUUAUUCCAGAAGUUUGGUCCUUAAGGGGUUAAAUUGCAGCCUCCUACUGAUUUCAGCCCAUGACCUUUUGAUACCAUUUUGACUUUUCUUUAUCUGGACACAGCCAGAUAUAUUAAGCUUUAUUUAACUUUACAUGGCUGGCCUAACACCUACUCUAUAAGAAUGUCAUCAUACUGCAUGACUCUAUCUAGUAAUGUGUGUCUGAGGUACAACUGUUAAUAAUUGAUAAGACAUAAUAUUAGUGGAAAAAUAUAAGGGUUUUUUUUUUUUUUUAAGACUUACAGAAUUGUGCAAAAGUUUUAUUUUAAUUUUUUUAGUCCGAAGUGGUUGAAAAAUGCUUUCAAAAUUCAAAGAAACAGGGAAAAAAAAUCUAAAUCCAAUAAAAUAUGUGGUAUUCAUACCUUUUUGCCUUUGAACAAGCAUCAGUUCAAAAUCCUGUUGCACACAGUUUUGUAAGGAACAUAUUAGAGGUUGUUCUAAAUAUCUUGAACUAACUGCAGUUCUCCUUUUGGUUUUAAAAGAACACUAAACUGUAUUCCUAACACUAUAGUGUCCCUCUGCCCCAGAUCAGUGCGUUCACAUUAUCGCAGCCCGAUCGGCACCACAAUGAGACCGCAUCUGAUCGGUAUGGUUACUCCCCUUACAUCCAGAGCCUCUCGCUCAGUGCAGUUCUCAACACAGCGGCCGGGUCCAGCGUCUGGAAGGACGUCGGCCACUGCAAGGCGACGCUAUAUAAUAACGCUGCCCACAAUGAUGUCCCCAGUCAAAACUGGGGUCAAAACAGCCAUUAGCAGGGUUUACUGGGUUGUUUAAACCCAAACCUGCAAUGGUUCAGUGCUGUGUCGUGCUUUCCAUCCUGUUGGUUAUCUGAGAGCGUGUUCCUGAUACGGUUUAUUGGUUAUUGGGCUUGGCUUGACUUCCCAUAUUUCCGGUAUCCCUAACCCUUUGGCUUUAUCGUAUUUGUUCCUUUCUGUAUUCCUGACUUAGGUUUGUGACUGUUUAUUCUAUUACGUUAAAUCCGGCCAUUCUAAGGCCCGAUAAUAUGUUGUUACGGUUUGUCUUUGUUACGUGUUUUACUUCUGCGUGUUGUGCCACUGGUUCGUCCUGACUCAAAAUCCCUCAGCCCUGGAGCAGCAAUGGGGCAGCCAAAGUGCAUGGCGGGUCCUUCCCCAUAGCAAAGCGUUGACUCCAUUCUUUCUUAUGGGGAUUUUCAGGACGCUGGACAUCCUCUUGCACAAAUUUAAUCUCUAUGUAAAUCUAGGAAGCGCCUGUAGUGGCUGUCCAGGAGACCACCAGUCGAAACAAUCUUAACUUUCUAAUGUAAACACUGCAGUUUCUUUAAUGUUUUACAUUACAGGACAACGUGGAACAGGGACAUUGCACCCAGAUCACUUCAUUAAACUAUAGUGUCAGGAACACAAACAUGUAUUCCUGACCCUAUGGGGUUAAAACCACCCUCUUGGCCCCCUGUGCCUCCCUAAAAAAUUGAAAACUUACUUGUAUUCAAGCCUGAAGCUGUAGCUGUUUGGUUGUGUUUUUUUUUUUUUUUUAAAGGCAGUCUGCUGACAUCAGAAGUGGUGGCCUGAUCCAAUCACAAUGCUUCCCCAUAGGAUUGGCUGAGACUGACAAGGAGGCAGAUCAGGGGCAGAGCCAGCACAAUUCAAACACAGCCCUGGCCAAUCGGCAUCUCCUCAUAGAGAUGAAUUGAAUCAGUGAAUCUCUAUGAGGAAAGUUCAGUGUCUGCAUGCAGAGGGAGGAGACACUGAAUGUUUGGAUGCAUUUUAGGCAGCCAUGACCCAGGAAGGAUCUCUAACAGCCAUCUGAGGAGUGGCCAGUGGAGUUAUCACUAGGCUGUAAUGUAAACACUGCAAAAAGCCUGAAGGGAAUGAUUCUACUCACCAGAACAAAUUCAAUAAGCUGUAGAUGUUCUGGUGACUAUAGUGUCCCUUUUAAGAUAAAGUGGUUUGGUAAUCCCAGGUAGACUCCAUGAUGUUAUGAUCAGGAUUUUGUGGAGACUAGAUAAUCACUUUCAAGUAUGGUCGGACUUGCAACAACUUUUUAUUGAUGUGAUUUUUUUUUAUUUUUUUUUAAUUAUUAUUAUUUAUUAUUAUUAUUAUUAUUAUUUUUUAUAUCUGCAUGUUCUGGGGAGGGGGGGCAAGUCAAUUUGGUUUCAGCAUUACUCCACAACCGAACUACCUCCAAAUUAAAAUCACAACACUUUUUAAGAGAUUUGUAUUCCGUGUAUGUAGUGUCAAAUGUUAUAAUACACUUUUUUUUUUUUCCCAAUGGUUUAAUUUCUCUGAGCCUCUUAACUAGUAGUUAGUUCCAUCCAAUACACAAAGUUGCACAUUACACAACAGCAUGAGAUGCAUGGCCCAGUUAAUGUGUUAUCCAGGCAAAUAUUUGGAGUGUAGGAGGAAGGUUUGAAGAUAAACGUAUUCUCUUGUUGUGUACAGAUUGAAAACCAGCAAACGGAUCCAUAGCCAUGCAGAUUGGUUUCUACCUCCAGCUCCUGCAGAUUGUUGCAUUACUGGUCUCAGGUAUUUAAAAAAUUAUUUCUGUAAUUACAAUGAUCAUUUUAUAUGUCAACCAGUAACAAUUUGAUGUAUUUUAUUCUUUGUCAUCUGUGUAACACUCACUAGGCAUUCUCCAAACUAAAGCCGUCAAAGUCUACCAUUAGUGUGUGUGUGUGUGUGUGUGUAUGUAUACAUACAUACAUACAUACAUACAUACAUACACACACUCUAAUGUGGCACCAUUACUGCAUCUCUUAAAUUACUCUUGAAAUUUUGGACAAUCCUGGAUAUCGUUAUGGUGUUUUUCCUGUAGUAAGACACAUUUGGAUAUUGGUAUCUAACUUCCAUUAUUAAUUGUGUUUUGAAGACUUUCUUGCUAUUUUUGUCCCUAAUUGUUAAGGGUAUUGCAGUGCUCUGUCAACAAAACACAUAAGGGUGUAUUCGCUAAAUAACAAACUACAGUGAAUUAAAAACCGAAUUCUAAAAUGUACGUCAAAGUGCUGAUUUGGACUUUUUGUAAGUGUUAAUCUAAGACAUAGAUUAAAAUGAUAAUGCCAAUCUAUAGAUUAUAGAAUCUGGCAGAGAUUACAAGAUCAGAAACGGGUCCACGUUUUAAUGUUCUAAAAUUCAACACCACAUACAUUUGUAAAAUUGCAUUGUAUAAUAAAGCAAAGAAACAAGUCACAGGUGGAGGGUUUGAUCCAUAUAUAGGUUUUAAAAUAAAUAAAAAUGUAAUAUUCUAAAUUUCUGUACAAUGUUGUAACUUUCAAACUAUGAUCCCACACUUUCCAAUAUAGUGAUCAUAUAAAGAUUAGAAAAUAAAACUAAAAUGAAGAAAAGAAUAAGUGUUUUACAGAAGACCUAAACAAAAGUAGAACUGGACUAGAAAAUAAUUAGUAGGAAAAAAUAGAUUAAGGAGUAACUGGAAAUGGAAUUUGAAAGAAAAAAUAGAAAAAGGGCAGGAGAGAAAUCGGGCAUUGUGUUUGUUUUCUGUGGUGGGGGUUUGCGUGGGUGUAUUUUUGUUUGUGUUUUUUUAUUUUAUUUUUUUUAUUUUUUAUUUUUUCCCUGGUUUUCUAUGAAACUUGCAUAACGCUCUCCUUUCUGAACAAUUGGUCCAGUAAAGGAGGUCUGGAAUUCCAAUGUUUCACAAUGCAAGCUGUUGUGCAAAUCCUAUAAACUUAAAAUGCUCUUUGAACAUGAAGAAACUAUUUAACAGUGCAACUCUAAACUCUGGUUCCAAUACAAUACUGCAGAUGACCUAGAUGAGUUGGAAAACUGAGGACUAAUCUGGUUUAAAUGACACUCCCACCAUGUGUAGCAAUACAUUCCAACUUUCUCUUAAGCAAGCGCUGAACAAGAUCGAUAAAUGGCUUUUAAGGUUUAUUGGGUCGACAUACCAGUAAUUAAUACAUUCUCUCUGAUGGUAGCGAUACCCAAAACAGCAUCCAAUAUACGGUACUUCAUUGUUCUUCCUUACCAAAAGUCUCUCCCAUGUCCUCCUCCCAUCAAAUUUGGUAAGAAGUUUUCCUAUUGUCAAAGCUCUCUCUAGGAGUAAGCCGUGUAUAAUAGAGCUUGCCUGACAUUCCAUUAUGUUCAGUCACAAACGUGGUGCUUAACCCAAACAACACUCUACAUAGAUCCCUAAGAAAAAUGAGUUUUGUGAGCAAAACAAACCCCUCAAAUCUGCAUCUUGUGUAAUAAAAGAAUAUCCAUUUUCUUGGCUAUUAAGACCCAUGCCAUUGUGGGAGAUGAUGUAGAGUGAAAAAAAUCACAGUACCACCUCCAACACCAGCCAUUAAACAGUUAUAGAAAGUUAAUUUUUAUAUAUAUACACGCACACGUAUGGAGAACAAGAAUCCAAGGAUGCCUACAGUUUGUAAGAUUCAGCAGCAAAAAAAAUAAUUGAACUCUCACGUGAAAGUUAAUUCUAACAUGACACCCACAAAUGGUGCAAGUGGUAAGACUGAUCUAAUUAAGAAGCAGCAGUAUCACUAAACUAGACUGAACCUAGAGAAAUGUUAACAGGUGAAAUUAGAAUGUACCAAUAACUUUCUAAUCCCAAUCAAGGUUGGCAAGAACCAAUCACACCGGAUUCACAUGUCCUCACCAUCACCCCUAAUCAGAGAUCCGUAAUAAGUAUCAAUCUCUGUUACUUCCUUUAUCUGACAUAAGAGAACUAGCACAACAAUGUAGGUUGAAAGUGAUUACAUAAUCCUACUCAUUCAGAAAUGUGUUUUAACAGCGUUCACUUUCAACCUUCAGAUAAUUAAAGUCUGCAUGCCCCCACCUAGAGGGAAGAGGGAGUUUUAUUUGUGUGUUGACUUAAAAAUAAUGCGUUGUUUCACAGACUAUUGUAUUUUGGAUCAGUGCAAGGCAAUCCUUGUUCUAUGUGGUCAUUGAUGGUAUUCAGAUACGAUCUGUAAUGUGUGAAGCCUCUGGGAGCAGGCUACCAAUAAAUAUCAAUAUAUAUUUUAGUAGCUGCAAUAACCCAACUUGUAUAACUAUUGUGUUCCACAGCUCAGCGUAGCCCACUGAAUGAUUACCAGCGAUCUAAAGGAGUGGAACUUGUGCACUCACCUGAAUCUGUGAAGGAAGAGAUCAAAGCAGAAGUUGAAUCAUGUGCAAAGAAAUGUAGGGACAUCCUAGACUGCAGGUAGGUAACCUCUUGAGAAAGCGCUUCAACAGUCACUACAACCACUUUAACCAUUACCUAAUUAUUUACAUUUCGACAAAAGAAAAUUGUUUAACAUCUUUGUUUACCCCAAAUAUAACAUGUAUUUCCUCCCCCCACCCCCAUUUUUCUGUAACUGAGUAAAAACCGACUACCACAAAUUGUAAGCUUUUCCAUACAAUUAGACAUUCCUUUAAAUUGCAUCUUAUAGAAACAUAGAAUGUGACUUCAGAUAACAACUAUUUGGCCCAUCUUGUCAGUUCUUUUUGUUUAUCAUUUUAUAAGAUGCAUCUCCUCUCUUACCUAGCUAUAAAUCCCCCUGCCCCCAACAAAAGGGGAAGAGUGUUAUUUAUUUGUUUUUGCUCUGUUUCUUUAAUGGCUAUUACUUCGGCUUGCUAUUUAAUCAGAAUUUUUAUUUUUUUUUAAUACAAAUAUAUUAACCGAGAAGUGUACUGCAGUUUAAUAGAUAUUUUAGUUAGGUAAGACAUUUGUCGGGUUUUCCAUGUUGCAUUUUCUAAUUUAGAGCUUUCAAUUACAACUGGAAGAGUCACAGCUGCCGUCUGCUUCCACGGACUCAGAAAUCAGCUCAUGUUGAAUUGCAGAGAAACGUGCAUUAUGACUUGUACCAGAAGAAAGGUGAGUGGAGAGGUCACGUCACAUUGAACUAUUCAUUGCUAAACCACUAUGAAAAUGGGAUUUAGCCGCAUAUGACUUGUAGCUUGCUUUUUAUUUCUAAAGAGUAAAAAGAGUAUGCUUGUAUCACAUUUAAGGAGAUGGUGAUAUUUAAUGUUGGUGCAGCGUCACUCCAAACACUGCUGUUCUGCAUUCUGAUUUAUUUCAUUCUUAAUGGGUAAAAUGCUACAGAGUAUGACAUUCUAUCCCUGCACUCCACAUAUUCCAGACACAAGUGAAUGUUUAAGUGGGUCCUACUUUGGUCCUUCACAUUAGAGACCCCUCUCUGCUGCUUUCAUUAAGUGGCAUUUACAGUUUAGCAUUUUUAAUUUCGGCGAAGUGCAAGCCAGGAUGGCAGUAACUAGCUGAAAUUGGUAAAAUUUAGAUGCUAGGUGGGUGCAUUUCACUUGACUUUCAAUAGUAGUUUGUAAAGUUGACCGAAGCCAAACUUCAUUAAGUAUUGUUAUCAACCAAAACUUGCCAUUUCUCCGACAAACAUGGCCAUUUGAAACAAUACAGUUUUUACCUGUAAAAGAAUAAAUAUUUAAGAACCAAUUGAUACCUAUUACAGACUGUUUCCAGCCAUCCAAUAACAAAAUAUUCUACUUCUAGACUAUGUUCGUGAUUGUAUCGUGGGGAAUGGUGAAACGUACAGAGGGACUGUUUCCAGAACUCACAAGGGAAAAACAUGCCAGCAUUGGGGGAUGAAGUUCCCCCAUGACCACAAGUAAGUGUUGUUUUUUUUUGUUUUGUUUUUGUUUUUUCGAGGCCAUAUGUCAUGAUUUUACCUGGUGUGGAAUCCGACGUGCAAAGUUAUACGCUCAGCCUUGCAAAUAAACACAGACCAAGGUGACCAGGUAAGAAGCCACCUAGGCUGUGAGCCUGUGCACGGGGGCUGUGAAGGUAAAGUGCUCCAAAAUGCAGGACAGGCAAGGACACAAGCAGAAGGGUAGUCAAGGGGAAGCCGGAGGUCAGAGUAAACAAUGAGAUCAAACUGGAGAACACAUGAUCCUGAUACACAAUAACGAGAACCAGAGUCAAUGAACUGACACUGCCUUCAGAGAGAGGCAGUAUUUUAUACCUGGUUAAUUAGCGAUCUGCUUCCGGUAGACUCAGAUUGACAGGAGCAGCCACAGGUAAAGUCCAGCCCCCAGUGCUGGAGACAAGGAAAGGAUAAACAUUAGGCUGAAACAAGAACUGAAGUGUGGCUCAGAGGUAAGAGAGCAGAACUGAUAUUUAGAUUCCUUGUAACUUCUGUGGUAUAGGUAUUGUCACCAUGAAUAGGUGCAACGUUGUCUAACAAAACCUCUGUUCCUUGUAACGGCAGAGUGACAGAUCUUAUCUGACGUAAAGUCUUAAUUUUUACUCUUAUAACCCUAUUGUAAUGGGUAGAUAUUUGCUCUAUCAAAAUGAUACACGAAGCACCAAAGCAACUUUAGCUUAAUGACCCUGCAGUCUCACUGCUUAAUUCUCUGCCAUUUAGGAGCAGAAUCACUUUGUUUAUGCAGCCCUAGCUACACCUUCCAUGACUGAGGCUCACCCAGCCUUUCUACAUAUUUUCAGAAAAAGUAAAAAAAAAAAAAAUUAACUCUCCUUAUUGCAAAGUGUGUUUUAAAAAUAAUAUUAAAAAAAAUAAAUUAAAAAAAAAUAUAUAUAUAUAUUCACUCACUCACUCACUUUCCAGGAUGCACUCCAGGACUUUCAAUCAAAAAAUUUGAUUUUAUUCAAUCAUGUGCACGUAAACAGACUUUUCGACCCCUGCGGGUCUUUUUCAAGGUUACUGUAACACUUCAAACAGUUGAGAUAUAUAUACAUAAACUAUAAGUGCACUUUCCAAUCCAUUAAGUUGUGAACACCUUCACCGAUACCCGGAAGUGACUUAGGACCGCCUACUCGACGUCAUCACGUAAGGACGUCUGGCGGAAUAACAACGUGGUCACCAUAGAAACCUCCCAACUACAGGGUAAAUUCAUGUAAGCUCAUCUGCCACGUCAAGGAAAAACCUCUUGGGCUAGUCCUACAUUAACAAUUCACCUUGCUGCUUUCCGGUAAAGGUAAAAUCUCUAAUUGGACAGAGAGGGGUGUUUUUCUCUAAACUCCUUCACACUUAUCAACUCUUAAUAGGGAACACGUGGUGUGAGCGGCAGCAUUAUAGCAUGGCUGUGUUAUCCAAAAGCAAAUGCCAACAUGCAAAAAUAAGUCCUGGCUGGGAGUACUAUAGUGAUUGCUGUCGCCCAGGAGUAGUAGGAGUUUAAGCGCAGGGCAUAUCUUGGAUGGCUGUGUUUCCUCACAACUCUGUCUGCAAAGUUAAUAGCUCAUUGCAUAGAUGCUGACAACAGACAUCAUUUUUGCACAGAAUUAAUAUUCGACUGCCUGGAACACCCCCGAUUAGCUAGCCUUCGGCACAAAACUGUAGUUAUCUCUGUAUGUGUAGCCUUUCAACCCAAAACACUGCGUGCACACAUUCCUUGCUCCAAGACCACUGCUAAAUGCAGAAGUGGUCUUGGAGGCUGGAGCAACUUUUGCUCUAUUUAGGUGAAGCUGUAAUUAAAAAUGUCACUUGCCUUAAAUCUCUUCCAUAUACAUUGAAUACACAAUAUAGCUUAGAUAUAUAGGUAUUCAAUAUACAAUUUAAAUAUUUGCUCACAUAUCCUCUGUUCCAGUGGCGAUUUGUGGGUGGCUAAACUACAUGUAACAACCACCUCUUGACUGUCCACUGCUACUCCCGAAGUCGUCUUUGAUUUACCCUGCAUCCCCAAGCAUGACCAAUUUUGUCAGGGACAUUGGCAUGCAGGCUUCGUUGCCAUUGUCUGAUUGGAGUAAUGUUUCUUUACUCCUUAGCCGGUGCUUGAAGGGCUGGCUAGCUAGUUUGCAUAUUAACCACAGCCCAUGGGAGGAAGGCCGAGGGACCUCCUGUGCGAGGUGUUUUCUGCUCUCCCUGAUCAGUCAAUGCCUCUGCAUGCCGAGGGAUUGACUGACAGCUGGGAGAAAAAAUAAUUUGAAAUCGUCUUUUUCUCCUAAUCUAUACAUUUGCCAGCAAAACUGCUAGCACAAUGUAUAGAUAAAAUCUUAUGCUCAAUCUAAUGAGCAGAAGUUGUUUAGGGGCAUGAUAGGUACCCUUUAAGUGCCUUCAGCAGUCUCCUGUGUGGGAUUAACGUUUUAAUUAACAGAGCAGGAGAUAAAACCUUCUAAAGCAAAUACAGUAUGCUCUAGGAGCUAAUUGAAAAUGUAAGUUUUACUCCUGGAGUCUGUGUGGUGUGGAGCCAGGGAAGUAAGGCUUGGGCUGCAUAAACCGAAGCAAAAGUGCUUUUACUCCUAAAUGUCAGAUAAUUGAUCUGUGAGACUACAAAGGUAUGAUCUAUACGCCAAAAUUGAUUAUGAAGGUGACUGUGCAGACCCUUAAGCACUUCUUCUAAAGCAAUACUUUUUGUGUAUUUGGGCAGUGAAGUGUCCCUUACAGCUAAAGUGGUUUUGGUGCUUUGAGGAUCCCUUUAAAGGACCGCUCUAGGCACCCAGACCACUUCAGCUUAAUGAAGUGGUCUGGGUGCCAGGUCCAGCUAGGGUUAACCCAUUUUUUUUAUAAACAUAGCAGUUUCAGAGAAACUGCUAUGUUUGUAAAUGGGUUAAUCCUUCCUCCAAUUCCUCUAGUGGCUGUCUCAUUGACAGCCGCUAGAGGCGCUUGCAAGAUUCUCACUGUGAAAAUCAGUGAGAGAACGCAAGCGUCCAUAGGAAAGCAUUGUAAAUGCUUUCCUAUGAGACCGGCUGAAUGCGCGUGCAGCUCUUGCUGUUUUCCUGGCACUAUAGUGGUCCUUUUUAAUAUGGCAUCAGGUGCACCUAACAUGUAAAUCUAUACGUUAUACCUCCUAUAUUAGGGUAUAACCGUAGAUCUAUAUGUUAUACCCUAAUAUAGGAGUAACCGUAUCUGGAGAACCAGAGAUCUGGAUUCAAAAGGUAUGCAGAUAGAAGUGGAGGAGUAAUCUCAGUUUAUGACGUCUUGAUGUCUGAUUAUAUUCUUCUAAUGUGCUUUCUUUAAAAGUUGUUGGUUCAAGUCAGAGAAAAGAUCAAAGCCAUUAAGCUCUUAGCAGUAGCAAUGAGGAUUGUAAGACAAAGUAUAUUUUACCACACAUCUGCAUAGGAAUGUAAAUUAAUUCUCUAACCGAAUAAAAUGUUAACUCCUGUGCUACUAGUGAGGCUUGCAAAGAUCUUCUUAUUAAAUGAUCUCUGAAAAUAUCAUGUGACGGACACUGGCCGCUAAGGCAAACCUUGCUGUACAGUGGCUGGAGGAGUGAGGGUCUGACCCUUAACCACUGUUGUCAUAUUACACAGCAUAAUGAAAAAAACGAUAAAAAUUAAAAAUAUAUCUUUCUGCGUAUAAAGUGCUCUUGCUCUUUCUCUUUCAGGUACUCUCUAGAUAUUAUCAAUGGGUUGGAGGAAAACUAUUGCAGGAACCCAGACAAUGACUCCGAAGGACCUUGGUGUUACACAACUGACAAAAAUGUCCGACACGAGCCAUGUGGAAUAAAAAAGUGUGAGAAUGGUGAGCACCAGUGGAUGUAAAAAGUUAUCACCAUAGCCACUAUAAAACCGGGCUUGCCAAAAGCCAGAUCCACUGCUGUUGGACAACUACCCCUCAGUGAUGCUCUGCCCUCCUUAAAAUGUGUGAUGGUGUCCUCCUACCAAUUUACUUUUACCAUAAGCCACAAAUACACUUGUCUCCCAGCAGAGAUUUUCGUCUCCCUCUUGUUUUGCAGCUGUCUGUCUGACCUGCAAUGGAGAGGAUUAUCAAGGUGCCCUGGACAGGACGGAAUCUGGAAGAGAAUGUCAGCGGUGGGACUUACAGAGCCCUCAUUUGCAUCCUUAUAGACCAGAGAAGUAAGGCUUUAAAGGUGUUGAAGCAAGGUUUAAAUGUAAACUGUAUUGCCAGGCAACUUCAUUUAUGAAAAAUGAUACUUCACUUUUAUAAACCUCCACUUGGUAACCCCCUGUGGCUGGCUUACAACUCAACAGCUGGCAGGGUUGCCAUUUUAAUUUGCUAAGAGUGAUUCCCAUAGAGGAUACAGAGCUGACACAGCACGGUGAUUGCGUUGUAUGCACCCAGGUCUGGCCGGGAGCAGAAAUGGAAAGGUGACUUGUAAUCUCACAUAGCAACGAGAGGGUCUCUGCCUCCUCCCUUUUUUUUUUUUUUUCUUCUGGUAGGGGUGCCAAGUGAUCUAAAGAUAAAACCAGGAAUCGUGCAAUAUAAAAAAAAAAAAAAUUAUGCUGUAAAGUUCCUUAAAAUGAUUAAUGAAGAUGAAAUUCACAGCAUUACCAAAAGUGCAACCUAUGACCUGCAGUGCUGAGAUCUAGUGGUAAAUGGUGCAUUCUCCGGACAGAUAGGCAUGUAUAUAUGGUGGUGGUUUUUUUUUUAUUUUUAUUUUUUAUUCUCUUUGGAACUUGAUAUAUUGUGUAUUACACCUGUAUCAUGUCCACAAAUGCAUUUCUUUCUCUUAUGUCAGGUACCCUGAUAAACAUUUGGAUGAUAACUAUUGUCGUAAUCCAGACAGUUCAGAAAUGCCUUGGUGCUACACAACUGAUCCCAGUAUGGAAAGGGAAUAUUGCAAGAUCACAAAAUGCAGUAAGACGGGGUUUGGUGAAUUGGGGUAAAACUAUAAUUCUUCCUAUAUGAAGGUGGUAUGUCAUUAAAAUGUUAAUUGAUCGAGCAGACCGUCCUCACUCUUUUAGGGUAUUGUAUGCAUGCAGCCACUUUGUGUUUUUUUUUUUCUUAUGACAAUUUCAUUUAUAUACAUCAAAAAGGUUACCUGCAGAUGUGGGAAUAUAUAUUUUUCAAUUUUUUAUUUUAUCUUUUUAUUUUUGUUCGCAUCCUCUUUCAUUUCAUUAUCUUUAAUUAUCACUUUUAUUUGUAUUUCCCUCUUCUGCAUUGCUUCUUUUUUGUGAAGCAGAGAAGCAGCGCACUCCUCACUUGCAAGUAACAAGUAACUGCUUCAGAGAACGUGGUGAAGGGUACCGAGGACGGGCAAGUUUCACCACAUCAGGAAUACCUUGCCAGCGCUGGGACUCCCAGACACCUCACAAACACCGGUUCACUCCAGAGAAAUACCCGUGCAAGUAAGCAACAGGGAAAUCUGUCCUUUAAAUACAUGGGGGGGUUUUGUUGUGACGGACCGCCUGGCACCCCGACCGGGUGCCUCCGCCAAGCGAUGCUCUUAGUACUCACAAGUACUCCAAGCACUCCACCUGACACCAUCAACACCGCAGUCCCCAUGUCCAGUGUUACAGCUGUCCUCCACCCACCCUGGACCCAAGACCAGGAUACAGCUUCCAGUGGGUAGACCUCUCCUCCAAGAGAGUGUAGCAGUAUGCUCUUAAAAGAAUUAUAAUCCAAGGGUAGUAUAGGGAUAUAGUAAUCCACAGGGUAGAUACAGCAGUUUCCACCAAACAUGAGAUGACUCUAUGUUGAGGGUAAGCAGGAACUCGUUUAAUGGUAGCCACAACUGGCCUUUUAUGCAAGGGGCACUCCCCCCUGGACCUGAGAGUAAAACCAGGGGCAGAUUAAGAGCCCAGUGGGCCUGGUGCUGACAAUUAUGAUGGGCCUAACUAUAGACUCUUAUCGACCAAAAACACGAAUAGUCAUACCUUCCAAGCGUCAUAUAUCUGGUGGAGGUUGUGCUGGAAGGAAACUCAUAGGAUGCAGCUAUAAGAAAACACAUACCCUAUGCUAAUCUUUCUAAUUUAUUCUUUCAUCUUUCAAGUAAAUAAUUACCCCCCCUAACAGCAGUGUCCACUGAAGCAGGAAGUCAAUGGGCGCAGUAAAAGGGUGGGCCACUGACGCGAUUCAUGUAACCAUAACUGCGGAAAGGGGCGAACAUGCCCAAAAAGGAGGCGUGUCUGGCCAACUAAGGGUAUACUAUGCAGACAGCACCCUGAGCUUGGCAUAAAUGCGUCUGAUGAUGCGCUCGCUCCAUGCUUUCAAAGAACUGUCCCCUAGAACUCACAUGUCCACUUGUCUCCUUACCUUCUUAUUAGCAGACAGAAGCUCAUGUGUUAUAAUCAGGCACAGAGAAAAGGUGGAUGUAGUGAGUGUAGCAGAAAGGGGGUAUGCCACAGUGUUAGCGAGACCAAAGUCGUCAUUACCUUAACUAAUUUCAUUUUCAGCCAGUCCAAACAGAUUUUGUUCCCAUAUAUCCCUCUUAAGAUUCCAUACUUAAGCAAGAGUAUGUGAAGAAUGUAGUUUUUUUGUUUGUUUGUUUGUUUUUUUUAAGAAUUUUUUUUUAUUUUUUUUAUUACUAUUAUUAUUAUUAUUAUUAUUAUUAUAAUAAAUCAAUGGGCCUAUUCCAUGGGCCAGGGCCUAGAGCUGUAUCUCCAUCAGCCUCUGUUAAUCUGGCCCUGAGUAAAACCCAGUAGAAACAAAUACACAAUUACAUUUGCUCUCAGAUCCAGGACACUCCCACACAUAAUCGAUUAAUCCCUCCUCUGUACCUGGGAAAUAAUUGAGUCAAGCACUGAUCUUAACUCAAUUAUCUCCAGAUACAAAACACACAGGGGUUCAGGAAUUCCCUGGAAGUCCUUUAUUUGACCGCCCGCUUGCAUUGUCCCAUGCCCAAAACUGUUCCAUAGAAUCAGGGCUUGCGGUCGGUCUAGUUUGGUAGUUUAAAAAGUAAACAAACUACCGAACGGAAUCCAUAGUUCUACACUGGAGCUUGUUCACCUUCUACAGAUGAACGAUUCCAUCAAACAGUGUCUUCCCAAGUGUUCUAAUACCAAACACGGGCGAUCAUGGAAGUCCAGCGGUGUUCGUGAGUUUCAGUGUCCAAAAAUAAUUCCAUGAACUCGACGACAAAACACAGCUGCCUGCAUUCAUGCGAACAAGAUGACCACCACCUCGUGGUCGUCCAUAGGAAUUGCGGCCACCCAGACCAAUACUUAGAACACUGCGGUGGAAAUGUUACAAAGUAUCAAUUGGGCUUAACAAGCUCCAGGGUGGUCUCCGGUUCAUGCGGUUAUUCAGUAACCGAACCAUAUAAUCCCAAUUGCACGAACAGUCUUUUUAAAGUAUUUUAGCCAGGUAUAUUGCAGGGGCCAUAGUCCUGGGGCAGGAGGCUGUCAUGCAGGCUCCUCCAAAAGCCUAUGGCGAGGUUCUGUUUGCCACAGUUUUUAUUAUUAUUAUUAUUAUUAUUAUUAUUAUUAUUAUUAUUAUUAUUAAUUUUUUUUUUUUGUAGAUUACCUACACAUAGUACAGGCAGGAAAAUUUUAUUGAAAAGCAAAUGUAGUAGUUUGUAACUUAAAGCAGCUUUGACAUCAAAAAUACAUUGUGUAAGCAUUUCCCAAAUAAACUGUGACAUACUCCUAUUCACUGUGUUAGAAUAUUAGUGAAAUUAUUACACACAGAAUGGGAUGGCAGAUAAGAACCAUUUGGCCCAUCUAGUCUGCUAGUCAGUUUUCUAAAUAAGUUCAUUAGUCCCUGGUCUUAUAUUUAGGAUUGCCUUAUGUCUAUCCCAUGCAUGCUUAAACUCCUUCACUGUGUUAAUCUCUACCACUUCAGCUGGAAGGCUAUUCCAUGCAUCCACUACUCUCUCAGUAAAGUAAUACUUCCUGGUGUUUUUUUUUUUAAAUUCUUUAUUUUUGUUGUUACAUAGUAUCGACAUAUGCCACAACAGCGUGUCUGAGUAUGUACUUAAGUUAAACAGUGGCAUGAUGAAUUGCACAGUUUUGUAUAAUAAGUCUCAAGCUUGGCUAAACAAUGUAGACAUUAGAAUAAAAUGAAAAUUGAAAAGUCAUCGCUUAACAGUGCUAGGCUAGUUAUGCUAACAUAAAGGUUUUAGCUCCUAAGGAUUCUUCGGGUACUCUUAUAGUAAACAAACCACAUCAACAUUAGCAUUAUCAUUUUGCUUAGGUUGUCUAGCGGUGUCUGAGUGUUCUGCCUGCUUAACUGGUAACUACUGUCAUUUGUGAGGCGGUUGUGGUGUAGUCGUAUGCGUGUGUAUACCUCAGGUGUGUGAGAUGUCGUCUUGUGCUGGUGGGCAGUGGUAAUAGGUGCGUGGUGGGGGGAGGCGGAGGCUUGGCGCCUCUGGCUCAUAUGUAUAAGUGGACUUUGGUAUUGUGGUAUCGCUCGUCCGGCUGAGAGUGUGUUAGUAAAACCCUAAGUUGUUUAGCCAUUUGGGUCCUUGAGUAGGGUCUUUAGCUUAGUGGGCGCCCUCCUGCUUAUAUUUCCGUGGUUGGUCUGCUGUGGAAUAGUGGCUGGAGGAAAAUGUUAGUAACAAGUAAACUAGGCAUUAGGAGAGUUAAAGAACACUAUAAAAAUACUUUAAAAAAUUAGUUAAAUAAAAAGGAACAUUAACCUUUCAGGUGGAGUCUCAGCAGUCUAUGUGAAAAGGUACUUAUGUGCCGCGGGGGGUGCUGUGUGUGUGUCCUGUAAAUGAGGAUCCAGGCUCAUGUUGUGGCUGCUGCAUAGGGGUCUGUAAGAGGCCGUCGAGGCACGAUCUCUGGAGCACUGGCCACGUCUCUUCAGAGGGAGCGCGUGGGCCCUGUCGGGGGCAUCGAUGGGUCGAGUGAGUUCGUGGGAAGGUUUAGCAGGUUCAAGGUUCUCCUGGCUUCUUGCAUAUCAUGGACGUGGAUGUUGCCGCCUCUAUCUAUGUGGAUGGAGCGCCCUGGUCCCCAGCGGUACCUGAGUUGGUGUAGUCUCAGAGAAUGGGUCCAAGAACAGAUCCCUGAGGUAUCCCACUGGUAACAAGACCAUGCUUUGAAUAUACUCCAUUGACUACAACCCUCUGUUGCCGGUCACUCAGCCACUGACCUACCCAUUCAACAAUAUUGGAAUAUAAACUUGAAGAUUGCAGUUUAUUGAUCAGCCUUCUAUGUGCAACAAUGUCAAAAGCCUUACUGAAAUCUAUGCAAGCAAUAUCUACUGCACCACCCUAAUCUAUAAUUUUAGUUACCCAAUCAAAAAAAAAAUCAAUUAGAUUGGUUUGGCAUGAUCUCCCUGAAGUAAACCCAUGUUGUCUCUGAUCUUGAAAUCCAUGUGUUUUUAGAUGUUCAACAAUCCUAUCCUUUAACAUGGUUUCCAUUACUUUCCCCACUACUGAAGUAAGACUUACUGGCCUAUAGUUCCCCGACUCAUCCCUACUACCUUUCUUGUGUCCUUUCACUGUCCAAAGUAAUCAAAAGACAAAAGUAUAGAUCGUUGUGAUCUAUAUUGUAAUUGAUUCAUUGGAGUUGGGUUAUUUUGUUAAACUGGCAUUCUCAAUUUUAUUGAUUUAAAAUACUGAAAUAGGGACAUUUUCCCUAACUUAGAAUAUAUAUUUCUAGCUUAAGUUUUGACCUAAACUUGUUCUCUUGUAAAUUUUCUACAAGUAGCAGUUACGUGUAUGCACCCCAAUUGUGUACAUAUGUAAUGUCUGGUUUUUGCAUAAACCCUUUUGUAUUUGAUCACAGGGGUUUAGAUGAAAAUUACUGUCGGAACCCUGAUGGCUCAGAAGCUCCAUGGUGUUUCACCACAAAUCCCCAUAUGAGGAUGGCAUAUUGCUUCCAAAUAAAGAGGUGCCCAGAUGAUGAGGAGCCAGUAGGUAAGACUAUGAAAACUUCCAAUCCAGCAUUGUUAAUUUCUUAAAUGGAUGUAUACACAGAGUGAGUUCAAUGUAUAAACAGAAAAAUCAACUAAAGGAAUGGUACGGUCCGCCACACAUACCCCCUCAAAUGUUGGGGCUCUCCCAAUCUUGAACUCCUGUCCUAGGGUGGUUUUCUGGUGUCCUGCAUCUGGGAACACCAGAGAACUGUGCACAGCAUAACUGGAUCCUUAGACUGCUCAUGCUGAAGGAACUAAAACGGGGAUAUCGUGGUUUUUAUUAUUAUUUUAUAUUUUGUGGGGGGGAAUUUUUGUUUCUUUUUAGUAGACCACCUAUGUGGAGUACAGGAAAAACUAAAAUGUAAAUAUUGUAUUCUGUAGCAUGCUGUGUUUGCCACCAAAAAUGUGUAUGUGUGUAUGAUAAAGCUUAAAUAUUUGAGUACUCAUAUUGAAUGUUUGUUAAAAUUCUUACGCAGUCAAAAUAUAUCAUGAGCGUCUUAGAUAUGCUUGUGCUGUGCUGAGGGCACAUCUGUCCUACUAGAGAAAUUUCUGACUCUAUGGCCUGCCCUGUGUUUUUAGUGCACAUGUUAUGUCUGGCUGUCCACAGCACUAUUUACUUCUUAAAUGCUUCAGUAGCAUUUACUGUGAAGAGGGAAUAAAGUGCUGUUUCUUAUGGAGAAGUGACAUUUGUGCUUUAACCCCUUAAGGACACGUGACGUGUCAUGAUUCCCUUUUAUUCCAGAAGUUUGGUCCAUAAGGGGUUAAAGGGACACUAGACUCACCAUAACUGCAGCUUAAUGUAGUGGUCCAUAGCCUGUCCCAGCAGUGUUUACAUUGCUGCCUAGUAGCACAUUAGGUGUAGUCACUUGUAUAGGAAGCACAUCUAGUGGUUGUCUAAGUGCUACAUUGUGUGCAACACUUGCUGUCAGCUUUUCCAUGCUCCUAUUUAAUACAUCUCUGAGAUGCUGAAUGGCACCGUGUGCGCCUGGGCAAUAGCAUCCCACUGCUUUCCUAUGGGAGAGCAUUGGAUUGGCGAAGAUCAUCACGAUUGAUCCGUGAAGGUGGGGCUAGUUGUAGUGAGAACAGCAUGGCAAUGGAGAAAGAAUAGAGUAAAAAUGUAGCUUACUUAUCAUGUGGUGGGCCGGACAACUAAAUAGGUAGUCCAACAAUAUAGUGUUAGGAUUACAAACAUGUAUUCAUGACACUGUAUAGUUUUCCUUUUAGAUGAAGGAUCAUUCUUGUACAGUGGAGUCUGAGAAUGUGGAAAGCACGUUCUUAAAUAAAUAAAAAUCGGCACAGAUCAGAAUAGUUAGUGUUCCCCCAGGUACCACAUAUUGUUCUACACAUUGUAGUCAAUAAGUGUUUUUGUAGUUACAUUGACAUUGAAAUGAGUAAUUCGCUGAAUAAUCCAUAAAUUACCCUCCAUUGACAGCUUUGUUUCCUCUGGUUUAUACAGAUUGCUAUCACGACAAUGGUGAGUUGUACAGUGGGAAAGUCCGCAAGACCAGAAAAGGGGUCACUUGUCGCAACUGGAGCGAAAAACUGGACGACAUGACGUAAGUUGUGUGACCACGUGGCAUGGUUUCAUGAAGGGAAAGUAAAUGCUCACAUAAAUAUGGAAGUCAGAAUUUUGCCUAAUGGAAACUUGGAGAGGUGAUUGGCACUUUAGAGUGUACCUUAAAGGAAACCUAGUUUCAAUAGGGCUCUGCCUCCUGGCUGAAGAUUACACUAAUAAUUAUUUUCUAUUCUGGUAAAUCCCCAAAAAAGGGACUCCGUCAUAGCGAACCACUGUAAUACAACACACAGACUUUGCUUAUGGCUCCAUGCUUAGCCGCAUUGUAACAUCUAUAGCUAUCACUUUUAUAUUUCCCCCAGGCAAGUCCCAAAUUAUCCUUUUCCUGGAUACCUGGAUGGCAAUUACUGUCGCAACCCUGACAAGGACAGCCAUGGACCAUGGUGCUAUACCAUGGACCCAAAUACACCAUUUGACUACUGCUCAAUUAAACCAUGUAGUAAGUAUCGGAGUCUGUUGUGAUGAUUUGCACUGCUAUCAAGCAUGUACGUGUGUCUAUAUUUACCUGACACAUAUGUCAAAUGGAGGCCAGAUGAGCCUCCUUCAUCUGUCACAUACUUUCAAUAAUUUUUCUUUCUUCUCUUUUGUAGGUGGAGAGAAACCACUGUCCAUAAAGGAAGCGGGUAAGAGACCAACUUAUAUUGUCUACCAUAUCACUAAUGCUGAUUUCAGUAACUUUACGAAGUUGAUAUCAAAAUGUUGAGUUUAAAAUAGUUUACGGACGCUGCAUUCAAGAGCACAACAACUUUAAAGUGUUUAAAAUGGCAUGCAUCAUAACAGCACAAAUAGAAAAUAGUCCAGAAAGAUCAUACUUGAGAUACUGUAGAUUAAUCACUAUCAUUCGAUCAGGAAAGUGAAUGACCCUUGCACUCAGAACUUGGGUCAAGCCUAAUGAAGGCAAAGAACAGAGAGAAAAGCAAGGCAUUACCAGACCUUCAGAGGUGGCCAGUGGUCCCUAGAUAGGUGAAAUGGUCUAUGAAAAAGUCAAGAAUGCAGACCAGAACAAUCCGCGCUCAAAGAUAUAUAAAGUACUGCUUAAUCGAUUUUAAAAUAAAAUUUUAUGGGAACAGAAGACUGUUAAUUUUGUAUCUCACCUGAGUAGUCCUUGAUUGAUCAGAAAUAAAUUGGCAAAACUGAAACCAUGACGAGGCAAUAUUCUGUCUGGCGGUGAUUUAAAAUAGAGAGUGGGACAUCCUUAUUGGCUUGUCAUAAUUGCACUGCCAAAACCUACAGGUGCUAUGAUACACAAAUUAUGUAACGUGUCUAAAUAGUCAAGGAGGGACAGAGCAGAAUAAAAUGACACCGGGAGUAGCGUCCAGCAUCAGAGUUGCCGCAAGGAUGAUGUAUGGUUUCUCCAAACCAGAGCUAACAAUUUUAGCCAUGAAGCUAUUUUGGUGUAUAGAUCAAAACCCUGCAGUUUCAUUGCUCAGUUAUCCGCCAUUUAGGAAUAAAAUCACUUUUGUUUCUGUUUAUGCAGUUUUAGCCACACCUCCCCUGGCUGUGACUCACACAGCCUCCAUGAAAAAAAGUUUGUUUCAAUCUGAUCUGAGAGCAUUAUAAAGGUGGUUUGUUUAUUUUUGGCUGCUCUGUUCAUUUAAAUUGAAUCACACACCUAAAGCUCUAGCAGACUCUUAAUAGAGCAUGAGUUAAGACAUUCUAAAUUAACAGAAUGUGUAAGAAAGGAAAUGUAAACAUUAGAUGUUUAUUUUGGGAGACUGUGUAGAAAUAAGGGUAGGGGUUGAAAAAGCAGUAGACAGGACAACUGCAGCUUUUGCAAGCGGUCUUCAUGUAUACACCAAUGGGGGGGAGGGGGGGGAGGGAGAGGGAGGGAAUUAAAUGCUUGCAUGUUCUAAUUUGGCAUAAAUCUAUUAAACCGUGAUGGCUUUUAAAAAAAGACUCUUGGCACCCAGACCACUUCAGCUCAUUGAAGUGGUCUGGGUGCAAUGUCCCACGUCACUUAACCCUUCAGUGGUAAUUAUUGCAGUUUCUGAGAAACUGCAAUAAUUUACAUUGCAGGGUUAAGUCCUCCUCUAGUGCCACUAGAGAAUCCCUUUAAGCCAAUAUUUUUUGGGUGCGUUCAUUUAAGUUGACUACAUUAUGAGCAACAUUUGAUGUGAUAUUUUGUAUGUAUAUCACCCUUUCUAAUUUUCUCCCACAACUACCUAUUACAUUGCAUCCUUAUUUAUUUUCCUCUGUAGAAAAUAUUGUAUUUGAUUCGUGUGGUAAAAAAAUUGAAAAAACAAUUAACCGAGCCCGUAUGGUUGGUGGUACACCUGGAAUCUCACCCUGGACUGUGAGCUUACGAAACAGGUGAAUGGUCCAUACGAAAAGCCAUUAAAACCAUUUUUUGUAGGGAAAAGGUGUGUUGUGCUUUUUGUUUUACCUGAUGUUUCCUUUUUUGUUUUUCCAUCAAACUAUAGGCAAGGAGACCAUUUCUGUGGGGGUUCCCUAGUGAAGGAGAAUUGGGUAAUCAGUACAAGACAGUGUUUCUCUUCCUGGUGAGUAGAAUAUUGAUCCCAUAAGACUUGUUAUGGGCAUAUAUCAAAAGCUUUUAACCCUGUGCGUUUAUAAAUAGCUUACUGCAUUGCUUACUUGAUAUUUAACAUAAAAAAACGAGAAACAAACAGAGCAUACAAAUGUGAAAAAACAGAUGUAUUGGACAGUGUAUAUCUGGAAAUAACAAAGUAGUCGGUCAGUUGGAGAUGAUAUUAUAAUAAUGAGACCAAAUUCCCUAUAUAUAAAUUAGUCAAAAAGAUAUUAGUCAAAAAGGUAUAUACAUAUGACAAAAAACCCUGGAUGAUGCUAAUUAAUAUAUAGAUCAGUUGGAGAUGAUAUUAUAAUAAUGAGACCAAAUUCCCUAUAUCUUUUUGACUAAUUUAUAUAUAGGGAAUUUGGUCUCAUUAUUAUAAUAUCAUCUCCAACUGAUUGACUACUUUAUUUCCAGAUAUACACGGUCCAAUACAUCUGUUUUUUUUCUCAUUUGUAUGCUCUGUUUGUUUCUCGUUUUUCUAAUUAUUUGGGGUUAUGCCCCUGGAGACUUCUGGAGUCUCCUAUGGUACUGGGGAGAUCUAUCUAUACCAGUGACGCCUACUUUGGUGGACAUUGCAUGGUUAAGAUCGACUUCCUAUCUAUACUUUUUCUUGAUAUUUAACAUGUAUUAUUUUGAUGGCAAUAAUGUUACCACUCUAUAUAGUAUUAAACAGUCAAGUUUCAUACAUGCAGCAAAAAAAUAAUGGAUGUGUAUGAAAUACUGCGUUUCCUUGAGAUGUCAAACAUCCAUCAACAAGCUAUGAAUUGUAAUCCUUUUCUCUGUUUUCCACAGUGAUGCUGACUUAACAGGAUACGAGGCUUUGGUAGGAACUCACUUGAAAAAUCCUGCCCCCACAGAUACAGACAAACAGUCUGUGCCCAUUAGCAGGAUUGUGUGUGGGCCCUCUGACUCCAGCCUUGUGAUGCUGAAACUGGAAAGGUGAGUACCUAUGGUAUUUCAUUUUCUUAGAGCAGGAACCAAAAUUGACCCCUUCCCCCCCACCACCCUCCUGUUAAGAUACCUUCUAGAACCCAACACAUGUAUUACAUAACAUUCAAUACUCUAUCUCUGCUGUAGGCCUGUCAAACUGAAUACCAAAGUGGCUCUCAUCUGCUUGCCUCCUGAGAGAUAUAUUGUACCAUCAGAAACCAAAUGUGAGAUUGCAGGUUGGGGUGACACCCGAGGUAGGUAAACCUAAAAUAUAGUGAAACUCUUUUUAGUGUGACCAUGUUCAUCUCAAACAAAAUGUUCUUAUUUCAGGUACUGGCCAUGAGAAUGUGUUAAAGGUGGCGGCUUUCACUGUGAUUAGUAAUACGGAGUGCAAUACAUACAUCAAAAACAAGGUGCUGGAUACCGACAUAUGCACAAGACCCCUGAAAUUGGAAGUUGGUGCUUGUGAGGUAAAGGAAUUUGAGCCUAGAUGGUUUUUAUAGACUAUUUUCUCUUGUCCUUGGCCACAGAAACGAAAACCAGGCUUACUGAGUAAAACACAAAUUGUGUAGAAUUUUACAAGGAAAUUGUAACUUUUUAGAUAUUAGCUUAAUUUGGAGGUGGGGGGAUCUUUAAGUUUGCUUCCCCCACCAAAUUCUUCAUAAUUCGUGGCUUAAAGGGAAACUAUAGUCACCUGAACAACUUUAGCAGCCUCACUGCUCAAUCCUCUGCCAUUUAGGAGUUAAAUCCCUUUGUUUAUGAACCCUAGUCACACCUCCCUGCAUGUGACUUGCACAGCCUUCCAUAAACUCUUCCUGUAAAGAGAGCCCUAUUUAGGCUUUCUUUAUUGCAAGUUCUGUUUAAUUAAGAUUUUCUUAUCCCCUGCUAUGUUAAUAGCUUGCUAGACCCUGCAAGAGCCUCCUGUAUGUGAUUAAAGUUCAAUUUAGAGAUUGAGAUACAAUUAUUUAAGGUAAAUUACAUCUGUUUGAAAGUGAAACCAGUAUUUUUUCCAUGCGGGCUCUGUCAAUCGUAGCCAGGGGAGGUGUGGCUAGGGCUGCAUAAACAGAAACAAAGUGAUUUAACUCCUAAUUGAGCAGUGAAAUUGCAGGGGAAUGAUCUAUACACUAAAACUGCUUUAUUUAGCUAAAGUAAUUUAGGUGACUAUAGUGUUCCUUUAAUGGGAAAAACAUUUUGGUAUUUUCAUUGUAUUAUCAACAAAAGUAAGGUGUGUGUGUGUGUGUGUGUGUGUGUGUGUGUUGUUUUUGGGUUUUUUUAACUCCAGACCCCUAAGGCACAUUAGCACUUUUCUUUAUUUCUCUUUUUUAAAAAAUUUUUUUUUUUAUUGCAGAUUAUAUAGAUGAAAUAGAAACUUACACUUUUCUAAAUUAACCUUCUUACACCCCUCGCUGUCAAUCUGACAACCGUUCAUGUUACUUCCUGGUAGUUUAGUUCAGUGGAGCUAAAUUCAAGAGGCAGGCAAGACUUCUCAUUGAGCUGCAUUGGGAAGACUGUAAAUGGGUAGCCAAAAUGUCUGGGCUGGAUUAGAACGGGAGGGCUUCAGAUGAGAUCUGCAGCUUUUGCAAUCUGUCUUUUUAGUUAAAUCCACAAUGAAAAAAAUCAUAAUAAAAUGCAUGUAUGUUGUCAUUGGGAAUAGAUCUAUGAAACCAUGAUUGUGUUUGUUUGGACUGGGCAGUGCCCCUUAUUAAAAAUGGUAUCUGAGAUGAGAUCUGAACAGUGCUUCAUGUGUAAUGGUUUGUAUUUAAUUGACCUCCUGACUGUAUUUCUGAGCCAUCAUAUUCUCUAUCCCACAGGGAGACUAUGGAGGACCACUUGCUUGCCUUACUCACGAUUGCUGGGUGUUGGAGGGUGUCAUUAUACCAGCCCGUGGCUGUGGAAAGAUAAACCAACCAGGCAUAUUCACCCGAGUCUCUAUGUAUGUGGACUGGAUUAAUAAAGUCCUGAAGAUGGUCUGAUACGUUGCAGACAAUAAUUUCAUCAGUACUUCAAGACCACCAGCUUUGCUUUAUCCAAGAACCAUCAUAACCGGAUUCAGAGAGACUGUAUUGUACAAUAGAUCGCAGAGGAAAUUGUAUAUUUACCAUAUAGCAUAGGAUGAGCUAACUGAUUGGAAAGGGAUUUUGAGUAUUGGGCACUGAAAUAAAAGGUAGGAGGGGGGAUAAAGUUGAAACACUGGACCAGAUGAAGCCCUGCCCAGCUGUAAAUAUUUAAACUUUACAUAAAACGUUUUUAUUUUAGUGUAGAGAUGUAUAGUUUUGUUUUUUGUUUUUGUAAAUGUUUUCAAAUCCACUUCACAUUUAAAAAGUAAGGAUUCUCCACAAGAGGGAUGGUAAAGUUUCAAUGAUCCAAAUAGAAUUGGACUGCAACUUCCACUAUUCAGUCCUUGUUAAUAAUUGUAAUUCAGCAACAAUGCAAUAAUUCACACGCAUGCAGAUCCUUCUUGUUUAUCUGUCCAGUGUCUAUUUUGUAAACUAAGAAUUUUGAAGAUUUGACAAAAUGGCUAAGAUGGAAAAGCAAUCGAAUUGGAUAACUUUUUUACUUAGGCCCAAAACUAGUUUUUACCUUGUUAAUGCUCCACAAUGAUCAGUUUAAUGAACAUGCUGCAUUGUACACCUUUGUGGCUGAGCUGAAAUUGAGCAUUUUGUUUGUUGCUGUAUAUGUAUAAUUGUUUAUAUUUUCUUUUAUUUUUUUUUUUAUUUUUUUUGCCUUGCCACUUUGUAGAAGUGAAAACCUUUUUUAAAAUGUAGAUCUUGAUUUUCAACAAUAAAAUCUUGCCGAUAUGCUCCCUUUCUCUUCCUGGUUUGGUUGCUAACCGCCAAAUGUGUACUUGUAAGCAAAAGUACAAG